Molecule: messenger RNA, 1338 nt
Organism: Arachis ipaensis
Lineage: Eukaryota; Viridiplantae; Streptophyta; Magnoliopsida; Fabales; Fabaceae
Product: protein FAR1-RELATED SEQUENCE 5-like
Biological process (GO): regulation of DNA-templated transcription
Molecular function (GO): zinc ion binding; nucleic acid binding
Source: RefSeq, a predicted model, not a curated record
AUGGUCUCAUGCGAAUCGCAGGAGUCAUAUAUUUGGGUUCUUCGCCAGUUUCUGGAAUGCAUGCAAGGUAAGGCACCGCAAUCGGUCAUCACGGAUGGCGACCCGGCCAUGCGGAUAGCAAUCCAGUCUGUAUUUCCUGAUGCACAUCAUCGGUUAUGUGCCUGGCAUCUGCUGAGGAAUGCGACUGCUAACGUAAGCGACCCGAGAUUCACACAAAUGAUUAGACACUGCAUGUUGGCAGAUAUGGAAAUCGAUGAGUUCGAAGCGCAUUGGGAGGCAAUGCUCAACGAGUGCGGUGUUAGGGAGGUUGAGUGGGUUAAGGACUUGUACACCAAAAAGCACGCUUGGGCCACCGCAUACAUCCGCGGUAGAUUUUUUGCUGGAGUCCGGACUACCUCUAGGUGCGAGUCACUACAUGCCAAACUAGGGAGGUUUGUCGAGAGCAGGUACGGGGUGUUAGAAUUUGUCAGAAAUUUUCAAAGGUGUGUGGAUUUUCUGCGUGACACCGAGGACGAGCUAGACUUUCGUUCAUGGUACGGAACACCUGUGCUACAAACAGAGUUUGUUGAGCUGGAAAAGUCCGGGUGGACGAUGUUCACCCGCGAAAUGUUUCUCAGAUUCCGGGAUAGCCUCAAACGGUGUGUUCGUGUUAGAAUUUGUGAAUUUAAUGAAACUGAGAACCCUCAUGCAUACACUCUCCAGAAGUAUCGAAGGCCUGAGAUGAAUUGGAAGGUUUAUAGGGACACUGUUGCGAACAGAUUUACUUGCACCUGCAUGCGUAUGGAGUCGUUUGGUAUUCCUUGUGUGCAUAUCCUUUCCGUGUGUGUUAGGCUUGACUUAGUGGAAAUCCCUGAAAGCCUUGUGCUGCGCAGGUGGUCUAAGGCAGCCAAAAUGGAGGUCCAUAACCAAUGUGGUGAGCAACACACUGCUGACCGAAGUGUGACCUAUAGGACACGAGUGGGUGCUUUCUCCCAGCUUUGUAAGCGUUUAGGGCGUGUUGCGUGCAUGAGUGAUGAAGACUUCAAGCUUUACUCAAAGAAGCUUCUGAGUGAUGCUCUCUUCCUUGAAAUAAAGAACGGCCUAAGACCUUCAACGGAUGAUCUCACAGCAGCACAAGAUUGCGGGGUGAAGGACCCGAUUCGUGUUAGAACAAAAGGCACGGGUCGGAUGAGUCAAGCAUGUGGGUCUGCACCGAAAACCAAAAGAAAGUGCAGCACAUGCGGGAAGCUAGGGCACCGGAGGACUAGAUGCCCCAACGGAGGCGCGCAACCUUCACCAAGGAAUGAUAAAUCACCUGCUGGGAUAAAUAAACGCAAGCGAUCAAAGGUUACCGCCUAA